GGUCUGUUUCUGCUUCCAAUUUUGAGGUCCUUGUUAUUCUCUAAAACAAAUAUGGAAUGAAACCUAAUAAUUGGAUUCAUAAUUACAUAACAAGGAUUUGUAGGGAUUGUCAUCAUUUGGUCCAAGUCUCAUUUUAAAAUUUCUGACAUUACAACAGUAAGUGUGAUAAAUUCUACGUGUAAUAAAAAUAUAUAAACAUAUAAAGUAAUAAAAUAUAAUAAAGUGAUAAAAGUGAAUUUUUUUAAUAGUCUUGCUAUAUUGCCUGGGCAGGACUUCAACUCCUGGGCUGAAGCAACCCACAUGCCUCAGCCUCCCAUGUAGCUGGUACUAGAGGCAUGAGCCACUGCACCUAGCUAGGAAUUAUUUUUUUAUUUUUAGAGACAGACUCUUGUUCUGUUGCCCAGGCUGCAGUGCAGUGGAGUGAUCAUAGUUCACUGCAGCCUCAAACUCCUGGGCUCAGGUGAUCCUCCUGCCUUGGACUCCCAAAGUGCUGGGAUUACAGAUGUGAGCCGCCAUCCAUGCCUGGCCCAGCUAAGAAUUUCAAUUAGAUAAUAAAUAUGGUAGAUUUUACAACCUCUUAUCACUUACCUGUUGUGCUGAAUAAUUAAGGCGAAUCGAUUAAAUAAAAGGGGGCCUACACCAUGACUACACAACACAUCCACAGCAGUACAAGAUUAAAGUUUGUACUGACUUUCACUGAAUGAUAUUACUUCUAUUACUACAAUUUAUCAAAUACCACCAUACCAUGUUUUAUUUAUAUCUAAUCCUUCCAAAAUCCUAGCAAAAAUAGGUAUUACUUCCAUUUUACAGUCGAGGAAACAGAGGGCAAAGAGGAAUUUGACAAAGAUGACAGACUUUAUAUGUUUAUGUUUACAUGUUUAGUGCUUUAUAUAGUUUCCAUCAUUACAUAAACACCAUGAGGUGGAAUACAGAAAGGCUUAGUAAUUAUCGCAAGAUCACACAGCUCACAAAUAAGAAUAGCUAGGAUUCAAGCCCAUGAUGUCUGACUCCAGGAGGCCUGGUGCCCUUACAAGCUGUACUUUAUAUAAAACAUCUUAGUAGAGUGCCAAGGAUUUGAACCUGACCCAAAUCUGUCUGGCUCCAAAGACUGAGAACUGUUCAUGUCUCCUCUUCGUACGGCAGUUAAAAUGUGGGAAGCAGACCAAAUAAUCUCAAAGGUUCUUUCUGUUCAAAAUUGCUAUGUCUCCAUGGAUUUUAUUAUAAGGUUUUGAUAUGUAAGAAAAAGUUGGUGGGCGGGGGGUGGGGACAGAAACCAAGUUUUUGGGAUGCAUAACAAAAAUAACUUAUAGUUACAGCUAACUAUAUGUCCAAAUUUAAGAACACAACAACCCCGUGAUAACUAUUAUUGCUCCCAUUUUAAAGGUGAGUUAACUGAAGCAUGUUAAGUAAGCCACCUAAGUGGCAGGAAAACUAGCAAAAGCACAUACAAUUUACAUGUAAUGUAAACCUGGGCCUUUCGCCUUGCCUCUGACUUAACCAACUUGUUUUGAUAGACAAGGAGGAAUUCCCAUACUCUUUAUGAGUUAGAUUUUUCUAACUUUAGGUUACAACUCCUUAUUCAAUUACACGCUUAUCCAAUAACAUAUUUGAACUGUGCUUAUACUUCCACAUGCCUGACAUAAGGUAAACUCAGGGAUCAGAAGCAAACUUAAAAAGACACAAAAGGGUAUAAAAGACCUGAUAAGUUAUCAGCAACACAGUUCCACCUUUUCUUACACUGUCUCUUUACUGAACAAAAGUUAACGGGGACAUCGCUUCUGAGGGAAAGAAACAAAAGCUGCUUCAGAUCAAACAAGAAGCAAAACUUACACACAGUACCAAUUUAUGGCUAGGAGUGGCAGGGUAGAACAGCGUCGGCUUAAAUCAGACCUAUUAAAAAUAAGCAGAAAGUGAUACCGUGGACAGCCUGCCAAAUGACGUCACAACUAAAAAUCGAUUUCUUAAAAAAAAAAAAACACCUGACAUUUUACUCCACAAGAGAUCAUCCUGCUGCCUGAUGAAUACAAGAACACUUAACACAACCCCUUUGCUUUUAUUAUAAGCGGUUUAAACUGGUGUUCCUUCUCCUAAGUCGUAACGCACCAGUUGUCGGGGUAAUCCAGACAAUAACAGAAGUGAAUACAAAACAAACGAACAAAAUGACGCUUAUUGCCAGGGAACCCGCGCAAAAGCGCCAGACAGAACCCUACCCAGCCUCUCUCGCGAGUCCCAGAAGACAAAGCCGGGUCCCAGCAAGCACUGCGGCCAGGACUACACAUCCCAGCAUGCAAGGCGCACACUUCUCCCAGCGGGACUACGAUUCCCAACAUGCUCUCCGGACAGCUGGCCGGCCUCCCCACCAUCCCGGUGUCUGGGGUCUCUGCAAAAAUGGGGUCUGUCUCCGCCCGCCCAGCCUCCCUUUAGCGUUAAGGAUCGGACACCACCUCCCGGUAGUAAAUUGUGACUAUUCCGAGUUUUGGGAGUCAUUCUUCGUUGCCUGUUUUAUUAGGGCAGCAAAACGCCUGUGGCUAGGGCGGGAGUGGGCGGAGGCAGGUUUGAGCCAAUGGCACGGGAGCGGCCCUGUCGCUGCCAUGGCAACGGCGGCCGUUCUCGGGGGACCGGCUGCCCAUUGGGUGGAAUCUUUCCAGAAGGCUCGAGAAGAAGGAAGCGGAAGUGGCACGUGGAGGGGCCGGUGGAGGCGCCGGUCAGUCAUAUCAUUUGGAUCAAAAAAUAGAACAAUCGGAGUUGCAGCCAAAAAUCAGCAAAUCACUCAUGCAAACAAUACGGUGUCUAACUUCAAAAGAUUUCAUGGCCGAGCAUUCAAUGACCCCUUCAUUCAAAAGGAGAAGGAAAACUUGAGUUACGAUUUGGUUCCAUUGAAAAAUGGUGGAGUUGGAAUAAAGGUAAUGUACAUGGGUGAAGAACAUCUAUUUAGUGUGGAGCAGAUAACAGCCAUGUUGUUGACUAAGCUGAAGGAAACUGCUGAAAACAGCCUCAAGAAACCAGUAACAGAUUGUGUUAUUUCAGUCCCCUCCUUCUUUACAGAUGCUGAGAGGCGAUCUGUAUUAGAUGCUGCACAGAUUGUUGGCCUAAACUGUUUAAGACUUAUGAAUGACAUGACAGCUGUUGCUUUGAAUUACGGAAUUUAUAAGCAGGAUCUCCCAAGCCUGGAUGAGAAACCUCGGAUAGUGGUUUUUGUUGAUAUGGGACAUUCAGCUUUUCAAGUGUCUGCUUGUGCUUUUAACAAGGGAAAAUUGAAGGUACUGGGAACAGCUUUUGAUCCUUUCUUAGGAGGAAAAAACUUCGAUGAAAAGUUAGUGGAACAUUUUUGUGCAGAAUUUAAAACUAAGUACAAGUUGGAUGCAAAAUCCAAAAUACGAGCACUCCUACGUCUGUAUCAGGAAUGUGAAAAACUGAAAAAGCUAAUGAGCUCUAACAGCACAGACCUUCCACUGAAUAUCGAAUGCUUUAUGAAUGAUAAAGAUGUUUCCGGAAAGAUGAACAGGUCACAAUUUGAAGAACUCUGUGCUGAACUUCUGCAAAAGAUAGAAGUACCCCUUUAUUCACUGUUGGAACAAACUCAUCUCAAAGUAGAAGAUGUGAGUGCAGUUGAGAUUGUUGGAGGCGCUACACGAAUUCCAGCUGUGAAGGAAAGAAUUGCCAAAUUCUUUGGAAAAGAUAUUAGCACAACACUCAAUGCAGAUGAAGCAGUAGCCAGAGGAUGUGCAUUACAGUGUGCAAUACUUUCCCCGGCAUUUAAAGUUAGAGAAUUUUCCGUCACAGAUGCAGUUCCUUUUCCAAUAUCUCUGAUCUGGAACCAUGAUUCAGAAGAUACUGAAGGUGUUCAUGAAGUGUUUAGCCGAAACCAUGCUGCUCCUUUCUCCAAAGUUCUCACCUUUCUGAGAAGGGGGCCUUUUGAGCUAGAAGCUUUCUAUUCUGAUCCCCAAGGAGUUCCAUAUCCAGAAGCAAAAAUAGGCCGCUUUGUAGUUCAGAAUGUUUCUGCACAGAAAGAUGGAGAAAAAUCUAGAGUAAAAGUCAAAGUGCGAGUCAACACCCAUGGCAUUUUCACCAUCUCUACGGCAUCUAUGGUGGAGAAAGUCCCAACUGAGGAGAAUGAAAUGUCUUCUGAAGCUGACAUGGAGUGUCUGAAUCAGAGACCACCAGAAAACCCAGACACUGAUAAAAAUGUCCAGCAAGACAACAGUGAAGCUGGAACACAGCCCCAGGUACAAACUGAUGCUCAACAAACCUCACAGUCUCCCCCUUCACCUGAACUUACCUCAGAAGAAAACAAAAUCCCAGAUGCUGACAAAGCAAAUGAAAAAAAAGUUGACCAGCCUCCAGAAGCUAAAAAGCCCAAAAUAAAGGUGGUGAAUGUUGAGCUGCCUAUUGAAGCCAACUUGGUCUGGCAGUUAGGGAAAGACCUUCUUAACAUGUAUAUUGAGACAGAGGGUAAGAUGAUAAUGCAAGAUAAAUUGGAAAAAGAAAGGAAUGAUGCUAAAAAUGCAGUUGAGGAAUAUGUGUAUGAGUUCAGAGACAAGCUGUGUGGACCAUAUGAAAAAUUUAUAUGUGAGCAGGAUCAUCAAAAUUUUUUGAGACUCCUCACAGAAACUGAAGACUGGCUGUAUGAAGAAGGAGAGGACCAAGCUAAACAAGCAUAUGUUGACAAGUUGGAAGAAUUAAUGAAAAUUGGCACUCCAGUUAAAGUUCGGUUUCAGGAAGCCGAAGAACGGCCAAAAAUGUUUGAAGAACUAGGACAGAGGCUGCAGCACUAUGCCAAGAUAGCAGCUGACUUCAGAAAUAAGGAUGAGAAAUACAACCAUAUUGAUGAGUCUGAAAUGAAAAAAGUUGAGAAGUCUGUUAAUGAAGUGAUGGAAUGGAUGAAUAAUGUCAUGAAUGCUCAGGCUAAAAAGAGUCUUGAUCAGGAUCCAGUUGUACGUGCUCAGGAAAUUAAAACAAAAAUCAAGGAAUUGAACAACACAUGUGAACCCGUUGUAACACAACCGAAACCAAAAAUUGAAUCACCCAAACUGGAAAGAACUCCAAAUGGCCCAAAUAUUGAUAAAAAGGAAGAAGAUUUAGAAGACAAAAACAAUUUUGGUGCUGAACCUCCACAUCAGAAUGGUGAAUGUUACCCUAAUGAGAAAAAUUCUGUUAAUAUGGACUUGGACUAGAUAACCUUAAAUUGGCCUAUUCCUUCAAUUAAUAAAAUAUUUUUGCCAUAGUAUGUGACUCUACAUAACAUACUGAAACUAUUUAUAUUUUCUUUUUUAAGGAUGUUUAGAAAUUUUGUGUAUUAUAUGGAAAAAGAAAAAAAGCUAAGUCUGUAGUCUUUAUGAUCCUAAAAGGGAAAAUUGCCUUGGUAACUUUCAGAUUCCUGUGGAAUUGUGAAUUCAUACUAAGCUUUCUGUGCAGUCUCACCAUUUGCAUCACUGAGGAUGAAACUGACUUUUGUCUUUUGGAGAAAAAAAACUGUACUGCUUGUUCAAGAGGGCUGUGAUUAAAAUCUUUAAGCAUUUGUUCCUGCCAAGGUAGUUUUCUUGCAUUUUGCUCUCCAUUCAGCAUGUGUGUGGGUGUGGAUGUUUAUAAACAAGACUAAGUCUGACUUCAUAAGGGCUUUCUAAAACCAUUUCUGUCCAAGAGAAAAUGACUUUUUGCUUUGAUAUUAAAAAUUCAGUGAGUAAAACAAAAGCUAGUCAAAUGUGUUAGCAGCAUGCAGAACAAAAACUUUAAACUUUCUCUCUCACUAUACAGUAUAUUGUCAUGUGAAAGUGUGGAAUGGAAGAAAUGUCGAUCCUGUUGUAACUGAUUGUGAACACUUUUAUGAGCUUUAAAAUAAAGUUCAUCUUAUGGUGUCAUUUCUAAA
Messenger RNA from Gorilla gorilla gorilla (western lowland gorilla), 5866 nucleotides. RefSeq names its product heat shock protein family H (Hsp110) member 1 (gene HSPH1). The record is from RefSeq and is a predicted model, not a curated record. Gene Ontology annotation, biological process: protein folding. Gene Ontology annotation, molecular function: ATP binding; ATP-dependent protein folding chaperone. Bases 2160 to 5174 code for a protein of 1004 amino acids. Lineage: Eukaryota; Metazoa; Chordata; Mammalia; Primates; Hominidae. Gene Ontology annotation, cellular component: cytosol; nucleus. The transcript is spliced from 18 exons.